Messenger RNA from Sceloporus undulatus (fence lizard), 1709 nucleotides. RefSeq names its product CXADR like membrane protein (gene CLMP). Gene Ontology annotation, cellular component: membrane; cell surface; cytoplasmic microtubule. The transcript has 7 exons. Bases 361 to 1470 code for a protein of 369 amino acids. Lineage: Eukaryota; Metazoa; Chordata; Lepidosauria; Squamata; Phrynosomatidae. The record is from RefSeq and is a predicted model, not a curated record.
UCUCCCCCCUCCUUCGCUUUUCUCCUUUUCUUUCCAGACAUGCAAAAUUUCUGUGUGCAGCCAUAGAUGUGUCUCUCAGCCACACCGCCUCUGCCUUUCCUAUUCCAGAUGCUGACAGGCUCUGAAUCAGUAGACACAGAAGAGAAGCAGCUCUUCCCCAUAUCUGCUUGGAAACUGGACAGGGAACGAAUAACAGAAGGGAAGAAAGAGCAAAGUUGGUUAUUUUUCUGGCACAUGGAUGCAAUUAUGCAGCGCACAUUCCAGAGGCGUUACUUUGAAUCCUGAGCAGGUCUGCUUGCCAUUCCUGCGUGGAAAGACAUUUUUUAAAAAGGGAAGAAAAGUCUCUCUCACAGAGACGGAAUGUCUGCGCUUUCCAUCUUGUUUCUAGCGUCCUGUUCAGCUUGGAUGUCACAGGCUCAAACAGAAUUUAAAAGAGUGGCCGAAGCAAACGUGACUCUGCCCUGUCAUCACCGGCUGCACGAAAAGCCAACAAGUCUGGACAUUGAAUGGCUAUUAAAAGAUUCUGAGGCUGAACCAAAAGUGGUGAUCACUUAUGCAGGAGGCAACAUCUAUAAUGACUUGAUUGAGGAACAAAAGGGUCGUGUUUCAUUUGCUUCCAAUUUUCUGAAAGGGGAUGCCUCUUUGGAGAUUUCUCUCCUGCAGCCGAGUGAUGCUGGGCAAUACACAUGCAAAGUUAAAAACGCUGGACAGUAUGAGUGGACCCAUAUCACUCUGAAGGUUCUGGAAAAACCUUCCAAACCCAAAUGCUGGAAAGAAGGAGAGAUGUCCGAAGGAAAAGAAAUUGCUUUACAAUGCAAUUCAGUCACUGGGACUACGCCUAUAAUGUACACUUGGCAACGUAUAGAUGAGGAGGGAAAAACUGGGUAUUUGCCACCCAUGGCACAUAUUAACCUUUCCAAUCCUGCGCAAAUUUUUAUGAAAAAUCUCACAUGGGUAGCUACAGGCUUAUACCAGUGCACUGCCUCCAAUGAAGCAGGACAGGAGACCUGUGUUGUAGAGGUGACCGUACAGUAUGCACAGAACUUUGGAAUAGUUGCUGGAGCAGUCUGUGGAGUCAUGGGAGGGCUCUCCCUAGUUUUCCUGGCUGUAUGGCUAACCAUCAAGAAGAAAGAGAAGAGGAAAUAUGAAGAAGAAGAGACUCCAAAUGAAAUCAGAGAAGAUGCAGAGGCCCCAAAGGCUCGGUUAGUCAAGCCUGGCUCUUCCUCUUCUGGAUCCAGGAGUUCGCAUUCUGGUUCCUCCUCAACUAGAUCAACAGCAAACAGUGCCUCCCGCAGCCAACAGACGUUGUCAACCGAGGCUACCCCUCACAUAACUCCCACGCAACACGGCCCCAUGGCGAUGGAUGGCAGGGAACCCGAGCCAAAGAAAAUCAACCACACCAACCUGAUCAAAACAGAAGCCACAGCAACGAUGGUCCCUGCUCAAAGUCGGGCUUUCCAGACAGUUUGAUUGCUCUCCGUCUGUUCAGACUCCGGCUAUGUCUAUAACUCACAUAUACCACCAGCAUUGUAUAGUUAGAGUAGCUAAUCUUCCGAGGCAAUAUUUUUUUUGUUCUACACUCACCCACUACACAACAAAAGCUCUUGAUAUUUUCUGCACCAUUUCUAUAUACAGUGGUACCCCGGGAUACGAAAUCACCGCGUUACGAAAUUUCCGGGAUACGAAAAAAUUAGAUAGGAAAAAACUGU